UGGAUAACAACGUUUCGAUGGCACAAAUAAGUCUUGCUUAUUUUGUUAUUUUCAUAGCAUUUUAUACACUGACCAUUUCGGUUGGUGAUUGUGACACUGUAAAUGGCAAUGAAACUGGAGAAGAGAGUCAGUCUAGGGAGUUGUUUAGAGUAAAGCGAUAUGGAAAAUUGGUUUUAAAAUUUUCAAAGGUGCAUCGACGACGGGAAAUUAUCAAAUGCUGUGGCCAUAAUAGCUGCAGCGUAGGUCGCAAGCGGAAGUCACCAUCAACUACGCCAUUUAAAACUUCUGUUAAAAAUCCGACUACAGUAAAAGUGGUAACUGGACAGUUAGAAUCUACAAAUGAGCCAUCGACGGAUCCUGGGACGACUACAAAUACUGAGGAACCAACGACACAAGAACCUGCAACUACCUUGAGUGAAGAGAUAUCAACAAUUAUUGAUACAAGUGUUCCAACAGACCCCGUCGCAUUAACCACUGAAGUUCAAACUGAAAUUAUAUCCACGUCUGCUGAAACGACACCUCAAACUACAGAGAGCACAAGCACAACCCCAGAGACAACCACUUCAACAUCUACCACAAGUACCACGACCACAACAUCAACAACCAGUACAACCACGACGACAACUACAACCACUACAACACCUUGUCCAACUUUUAAUAUUUCCAAUGUUUAUACUACCUGGGAAAGUGCCCGGUUGGAUUGUAAUAGAAUGGGAAUGGAUUUAGUCGUUAUUGAUUCUCAGUCAAAAGACGCGUGUUUUUCAACUUAUUUGCAAAAUCAAGGUAGAGCCCAGGACACGUUUUGGAUUGGCAUUAGUUCCAUUGCGCAGAGUUCAUUCACGUGGGUGAAUAAAAACGCUCUAUCGUACAUACAGUGGGCAAGUGGCUAUCCGACCUCCUUAACAAAAGAAUUCUGCGUGUCAGCUUCUGGUGGGAAGUGGAAAAAUCAAAUAUGCACAAAUAUCAACUUUUUUGCAUGUGAGGAGUCGAAAACUAUCACCACUUCCUCAAAAACCUGCCCAGCAACCACUUCAAAAUACAUCCUAUAUCAAGUCGCAAAAACUUGGUUUGCUGCCCGCCAGGAUUGUUUAAGCCAGGGUAUGGAUCUUACAAGUGCUGAAACGCCAGAAGAGGACUUUUGUCUUCGCAUGAUGAUCAAUGGCCAAGGUCUUGAAUCGCAUUAUGUUUGGAUGUCAUUGAAUUGCCAAAAUGAGACGUUUUAUGACCACUGGGCGAACGGAGUAAACGUUUCUUAUCGGUCAUGGAAACCGGGAGAGCCCGCGCAAUAUCCAACAGAGAGAUGUGCGAUUUAUUGGCUCAACGGAUGGUACGACUUGCCUUGUCUGUCUGAAACCUUUUAUGUGUGCGAAGGGUCCACUAUUUGAAUUUAAAUGAUAAAAAGUUGUUGCAGUGAGGAUUUUGUCUAUAAUUUGUAAAAAUAGAUGCUAAUAUGUAUUUAAAAAAAUAUGAGAUUUAUUUAAUUAAUCUUCAAUCAAAAAACCCAAUUUGCAACUAGAAGCGUAAAGCUUAACAAUAUAAUGUGUCAUCAGGAUAUUCUGGGAUUCAAGAAGGUCAGUUAUCAGGAACAAGGGAUGCAGCAUCCCUAAUUGUGGGAAAAUAGCAGCACCUUUCGAUGAUUGGCGGGCAACGAGGGUCGUAACUCACUUUGAGGG
Messenger RNA from Neocloeon triangulifer, 1673 nucleotides. RefSeq names its product macrophage mannose receptor 1-like. The coding region runs from base 18 to 1385 and encodes 455 amino acids. Lineage: Eukaryota; Metazoa; Arthropoda; Insecta; Ephemeroptera; Baetidae. The record is from RefSeq and is a predicted model, not a curated record. The transcript has 13 exons.